Molecule: messenger RNA, 2305 nt
Organism: Oncorhynchus nerka (sockeye salmon)
Lineage: Eukaryota; Metazoa; Chordata; Actinopteri; Salmoniformes; Salmonidae
Product: zinc finger protein with KRAB and SCAN domains 8-like
Exons: 3
Coding region: 121-1827 (568 amino acids)
Biological process (GO): regulation of transcription by RNA polymerase II
Molecular function (GO): DNA-binding transcription factor activity; RNA polymerase II cis-regulatory region sequence-specific DNA binding
Source: RefSeq, a predicted model, not a curated record
AAACAACAAUAAAAACUGUGUACGUAGCUAGCUAGCUAACCUGCAAGAAAUACAAUACGAGUAAAAGACAAAAAGACGCCCAGUCGCUCGGCCGUUGCUAGAGACUCCAAGAGUGGAACCAUGGAUGUAGUGCGGUUAUUUACAAACCUACUAGCAGUGCACAGACAGCAGCUACAGGCUCUGGCUGUACAGGGGGAGAUCCAGACUGAGGCUCUGGCACAGUUACUGGAGAAGGAGGAGCUCAGGAGAAUGGAGCCAGAUGUGAAGCUGGAGGAGGUGAAGGAUCCUGAGGCCUACCUGCUGCUUUUGGAGGAGGCAGACUCCAACUCCAGGCUUUCUAAUGUGAAGUGGGGGCUCCUUGGUGGGGAGUGCCUCAGGUCAGGAGAGCCAAACUACGAGACACUGAGGGCUAGCCUGCAGAGCCAAGUCAGGGCAGAAGAGAGCCGACGGCAGGAGGACUUCAGCUAUCUGAGGUACGACCCUGAGAGAGGGCCCAGGGAGUUGGGGCAGGGACUGGAAAGUGCUGCCCAGCACUGGCUUCGGCCUGAGAGGAGAACGGCUGUGGAGGUGGUGAGGUGUGUGGCCCUGCAGAGGUUUGUGUCACUCCUGCCCACACACGUUGGAGACUGUGUGCUAAAACAGUGCCCCCAGGACAUGGAGGAGGCUAUCUACAUGGCUGAGGAGUACCUGAACAACACACCUGGGGAUAAGUGCAGUGAGAUGGACAACCACACUGAUGGAGAGGGAUACCCUGCAGACCAACUGAGAGAGGAAGAAGCAGGACCUGCAGAACAUCAAGUUAACAGUGAGAAGAUGAAAGUCACAGGACCAGGGUUGUUUCUGAAGAGGAUAGAAUUUUCUAAAGUCUGUCAGUCCAGUACUUUCAAUAUAGAUGCCAGACAUCUGGAGGACAUUUACAGUGAGGAGAGGAGACUUGAUGGAGAAGAUGAUUUGGUUGAGGAAGACAAUUUUUCUGAACAUGAGGACUGGAUUAAGGAGGAGAUAAAAUACAAUAACCAGGCUGAGGUAGAGGAUGAGAUCAGGUCAGCCUCUGAGAUGGGACAGUCUACUGAUGUGGAUAGAAAUACUGAGAAUGUUGAGAGAAGUCAGUUUAGAAACAUAGCAAAUCAGAUGCCCGUCUUUGGAAGGGCCAACCGAGGUGUAUCUGCUCCUGUCAUCUCCUCGUCCAGCCCUAACACCGCCGAGAAAGAGGGAGGAACACCCUGCUGCCUGAAGCGGAAAAACAAAGAAGAUCCCUUCCAUAGACCAAGCCACUGCUGUCAUGACUGUGGUAAGAGCUACAAACGGGCUGCUUUUCUCAGCAAACACAGUUGCAGUGCCUUCCCUAAGUUCAUCUGUCCUGACUGUGCCCAAGUCUUUGCCUCUCAGAAAUGCCUGACCCACCACCGCAGGAGCCAUAAUAAGGCUCUAGGCUGCUCGGAGUGUGGAAAGCAGUUUAGGGACAAGUAUAAUCUGAAAUGUCACAUGAGGACCCACACAGGUGAGUCCCCUUAUACCUGUACAGACUGCGGGGAUGUCUUUGCUCAGCUGAAAGGGCUGCAGGAGCACAGGUACAUCCACACAGAAGAAAGGCCAUUCCGCUGCAGUGUGUGUGGGGAGGGCUUCCACCACAGCCACACCCUAACAAAACAUAAGCUUCUUCACUCCCAGGAGUCUUUCCUCUGUACUCGCUGUGGAAAGAGUUUUAAACUAAAUGACGACUUGCUAAGGCAUCUGAGGACGGUGCAUGAUGAAAGCAUGUACCUCAAUGGAGAUCAGAGUUUUCAUAAGAAUGGAGACAUUUCACCUAGGCCCUAUUGGAAUUGACUCUAUUUAAAAAAGUCCCCACUUAAAAUGUUCAACAUACUUCUUAUUAUUGGUGAGACUUGCGACGCUAACGUCCCAGUUUAAAUCUUCGUCAUAAUAAUUAUUAUUAGUGGGGCUUGUGAAGCAGUCUCUUACAUUGUUUAAGCUAGAAACAUCAUUCAAACUUUAAAACGUGCAGAACAGUCAAGAUCAGUGUGCUUGCAUUCAACUUUUUGAUAUAUUUUAUUAUUUUUAAACCAUUAAGCUUUUUUGUCCUUUUUCACUUUCAUGUGAUUUCUUCAACAUUCUAAAUGUCCCAUUGUGACAUCAACUCCCAGACCUCCAGCAUUCCAUUUACUGUGAACAAUGAAACUUUUGACACAAACCUGAUGCCACUUUCUCAACCAUUUUGACAAAAAGUUAGAGCAUAGGAAAUCUUCCUCUACUUUGCUAUUCAAAUCUGAAAUUGGAACAAAAAUAUCAUACCGAUCAAACAAUA